Diatraea saccharalis (sugarcane borer) is the source of this 3479-nucleotide messenger RNA. Lineage: Eukaryota; Metazoa; Arthropoda; Insecta; Lepidoptera; Crambidae. The record is from the annotation of a GenBank genome assembly.
GGUCUGUGAUAAUGCAUAAUACUGUUGGUAAUAUUAUAUUUCUCUAUGUAGUUUGUUAGGGAAAAUUGUUUUAUCCGGUAAAUGUAUUAAUUAUUUUGUGAUUUAUGUGUUAGUAUCUGAACUGUUUAACUUAUUAAUACAUAAUCUAAUGAAAUGAGUAAGUCUAAAGUGACUGCAGAGUGGAAGAAGCGAGUAAAAUCGGAGUAUGUAAGACUUCGGCAAUUGAAGCGUUUUAAACGAGCCGAUGAAGUGAAGGUAGCAUGGGCGAGGAAUCUGAGAAUAAUGUCCGAGGCAAUUGAAAAUCGUGAAUCGGAGAAUGCUAAGUCUGGAAAGAGACCUUUUUGGCCUCCAGCCGGGCCAACCCCGAGUCACGAGAGUCUUAUGAAGCGAGCUGAAGCUACUUGUACUGAUGCAUCUGGUGUAGUGACAACUCAACAAGUUCCUAUAAGAAUAAUUAAUUCUGUAAAUCCUAUCCCUACCAUGUAUACUUGGGCACCAACUCAGAAGAACUUCAUGGUGGAGGACGAGACUGUUUUACACAACAUUCCAUACAUGGGCGACGAAGUACUGGACCAGGACGGUACAUUCAUCGAGGAGCUCAUAAAGAACUACGACGGGAAAGUGCAUGGAGAUAAAGAAGGUGGUUUCAUUGAUGAUCAACUGUUUGUGGAUUUGGUACAUGCUCUAAUGACUUACCAGACUAAAGAUGAGGUGGCAGAGGAAAGGAAAGACCGAGAAGCACGCUCUUCUAAAGAAGAGAAAGAAAAAGAAGCAGUCAAAGAUGUUAAAGAUAAGGAUGCAAAAGAGGAGAGCGAAAAGAAAUCAGUUGCAGAUAAACAGUUUCCAAUAUUUACAAUAUUUCAGGCUAUCAGCUCUCAGUUCCCAGACAAAGGGACUGCACAAGAGUUGAGAGAAAAAUACAUCGAGCUGACGUCAGUGCGUGACCCGGACGCGUUACCGCCCGAGUGUACGCCGAACAUCGACGGACCGUUGGCAGAGUCCGUGUCUCGCGAUCAGACGAUGCAUUCCUUCCAUACGCUCUUCUGUCGACGCUGCUUCAAGUACGAUUGCUUUCUGCACAGGCUGCAGGCGUGCCACCCGGGGCCGAACCUGGCCAAGCGCAAGGGGCCCGACCUCAAGCCCUUCUCGGAACCGUGCGGGCCCAACUGCUACAUGCUACUGGAGGGGAUCCGCGAGAAGUUGGCCCGCGAGCAGGCGGCGGGCGAGGAGGACGCCGGCAAGCCGCCCGCCAUAGACUCGCCCAACGACGCCUCCUCCGAGGACAGCAACGACUCCAACAGGUUCCAGAAAGGCAGUAACAGUAACUCCAGUAACAGUAGCGGGGGCGUCCGGCCCACGCCUGCAGAGCCGCCGUACAACGCGCUCGGCUUGACGGUGGGCGACAUAGAGGCGGAGUGGACGGGCUCGGACCAGUCGCUGUUCCGCGCGCUGCACAAGGUGUUCCCCUCCAACUACUGCGCCAUCGCACAGCUCAUGCUCUCCAAGACCUGCCAACAGGUGUACACGUACUGGAUCAACACCGGGCAGGAGGAGUGCCGCGUGGAGGCGGAGCUGACGCCGCCGCGCAAGAAGAAGAAGAAGCACCGCCUCUGGUCCGUGCACUGCCGCAAGAUACAGCUCAAGAAGGACUCCGCCGCACAUCACGUAUACAACUACACGCCGUGCGACCAUCCGAACCAGCCGUGCGACAACAUGUGUCCCUGCCUGCAGUCGCAGAACUUCUGCGAGAAGUUCUGUCAGUGCAGCAGCGAUUGCCAGAACCGCUUCCCGGGCUGCCGCUGCAAGGCGUCGUGCAACACCAAGCAGUGCCCGUGCUACCUGGGCGUGCGCGAGUGCGACCCCGACCUGUGCACCGCAUGCGGGGCCACGCACCCGCACUCCUGCCGCAACGUCUGCGUGCAGAGGGGCCUGCACAAGCACCUGCUGCUGGCGCCCAGCGACGUGGCGGGGUGGGGCAUAUUCCUGAAGGACGCCGCGCACAAGAACGAGUUCAUAUCCGAGUACUGCGGCGAGAUCAUAUCGCAGGACGAGGCGGACAGACGAGGGAAGGUGUACGACAAGUACAUGUGCUCCUUCCUGUUUAAUCUCAACAACGAUUUCGUGGUUGACGCGACACGCAAAGGCAACAAGAUAAGGUUCGCGAAUCACUCCAUCAACCCGAACUGUUACGCGAAGGUGAUGAUGGUGAACGGUGAUCAUCGCAUCGGCAUAUUCGCCAAACGCGCCAUACAACCCGGCGAGGAACUGUUCUUUGACUAUAGAUAUGGUCCAACAGAGCAGUUGAAAUUUGUUGGUAUAGAAAGGGAAAUGGAGUUUUUAUGAGAACAAACCAAACAGUGAUCCGAGUGCUAAGUAUGUAAUGAUGACCGCGUUUACAGACACAGCCCAUCUGUAUCUAAAGCAUUUGAGAAUCCUUAUCUAGUAUGUUUCCUUACUAUCUAGCAUAAUCGUCAACCUAUUAAUUUUUCCACUGCUAGCUAGCUGCCUUCACUUUCCUAUCGAAUUGAAUCGAAUAGGGGCUUUAUGACUUAGAUGUAUCAGAAUGCCUAAUAUUAAAAAUGAAGUACUCUAUAAAAUAGAAAUAAUUGUAAGCAAACAAGAAUAUGAACACAAAACAAUUUGUAUUUAUGAACUUCAAAUAAAUUUUUACCUUUGCCAUUAAUACAUUAGUUCUUUAGACAGUUCUGUGUCAAUUUGCUUUUAAAGUGAAACAUUAUUCGCAAAUGUCGAUAUCUACGUAAACGCGAGUUACAACAUACUUUGGCACUCAGAUGCACAAUAAUGUGACAACAUAUAUUAUCUUAGAAUUAAGCGGAUGAAUUUACAUGUCACUCAUUGUAUUGUUACUUAAAGAGUACAUGUUUGCAGGUGUUAAGUUUCAAAAUGCUUUUGUGUUGGAAUUAUAAUUUCAGACAUUCAGUGUCAAAAUACAUGCCACACAUUCUUCCUAAUGUUAUUACAAUUUUCUGGUCAUUGUUUUCUUAUUUUGACAAAUUACCAAUAAACAGAAUUUGUUGUUCCUUGUUAUUGUUGACAAUGAAUUUUUCUUUUGCUUAUGUGUUUUAGGUUCAUUCCAAUGAAAACAUAAAUAAUAAGAUUCAUGCUUAUUUUUCAUUGUAACAGUACGUUAGAAAUACUUAUCACUGUGUAUAAUUGCAAAUAACUCAGUAGCUACGUGUGUCGUCAUACACGCUGGGUACAAAUGUCAAAAUUAUUGUCACCCUGUUAUUUAAAAGAUUGGACCCCAUUAAAAUAUCUGUCUAUGUUGAAGACCAGACUGUUUUGUAUGGCUGGGUAGUUGUCAUUGAUAAUUCCGAGUGCUUUAAACUGCCUACUUUUAUACAUUAUUAUGAUAAUUUGUUUAGAAUUAGUUAUGUUCUGAUGACGAUUAAAGUGUAAUGUCGGUAAACAGAUUUUUAUACUUUUAAACUUUUUUAAAUAAACAUCAUAAAAAUGUC